Messenger RNA from Sinocyclocheilus rhinocerous, 1282 nucleotides. RefSeq names its product galanin receptor 1b (gene galr1b). NCBI's taxonomy places the organism in Eukaryota, Metazoa, Chordata, Actinopteri, Cypriniformes, Cyprinidae. The record is from RefSeq and is a predicted model, not a curated record. Gene Ontology annotation, molecular function: G protein-coupled receptor activity. Gene Ontology annotation, biological process: G protein-coupled receptor signaling pathway. Gene Ontology annotation, cellular component: plasma membrane. The coding region runs from base 242 to 1282 and encodes 346 amino acids. The transcript has 3 exons.
GUCUCCUUGCCGGGAAAGAGUACGCGCCAGUGUAGUAUGAUGUGCGUUCUGACUAGUGCUUCACACCCAGCCGGUGCAUUUCCCAGCCUUCAGGAGUUCUCCACAAAUGAGCCAAAGAUUUGUCAGUACGCGCUAACUUGAGAAAAUUAGAAAUCAAACUGGGGGAUGAUUGUUCUGUGCUUCUGAACGGACUUGUGCUUUUUUGUUUCGACCGGACUUAUUGAAUCCUUGUAGGCUAAACAUGGGGUUAUCCCGAAAUGAAACGGAAAUUUGGACUGAGGAGCAUAAGGACACGAACCACACGACCGACAGUUUCGGUCCGGAGGUUGUUAUUGUGCCCGUCAUAUUUGGAUGUAUAUUUUUCGUGGGUAUCAUUGGAAACACUCUAGUGAUGGUUGUCAUUGGGAAAAUAAAGUCGAGGCGCUCGAGAAGCACCACUAACAUUUUCAUCCUAAAUCUCAGUAUAGCAGAUUUAUCUUUCCUCCUGUUUUGCGUCCCGUUUCAGGCCACCAUAUACUCUCUUCCCGAGUGGAUCUUCGGGGCUUUUCUGUGUAAAUUUGUGCACUAUUUUGUCAUGGUCAGCAUGCUGGUAAGCAUUUUCACGCUUGUGGCCAUGUCGGUGGACAGGUACAUUGCCGUGGUGCUCUCCAAAAAGUCCCCGUGCAUUCGCAGCCGGAGGAAUGCGCUCAUUGGCGUCUGUGUCAUUUGGAUGCUUUCCUUCAUCUUUGCAGUCCCGGCUGCGCAGCACCAAAUUUUGACGGAUCACCCCAAUGCUCCCAAUAGCACGUUCUGCUGGGAGAUAUGGACCGAACGGAUGGCCAAGCACACUUAUAAAGUGACUAUUCUCGUGACUGGGUAUCUGUUACCGUUGGUUUUGAUCACAUGCUGUUAUGCCAAGGUAUUGUACCAUCUUCAUAAAAAAAUGAAAAAUAUGUCCAAGAAGUCUGAACGGUCAAAGCGAAAGACAGCUCAGACGGUGUUGCUGGUUGUCGCUGCCUUCCUCAUCUGCUGGAUGCCGCACCACAUUAUCGCUAUGUGGGUAGAAUUUGGCCAGUUCCCAUUGAAUGAUGCUUCGUUUGCGUUUCGCAUCAUCUCUCACUGCCUAGCCUAUGGAAACUCCUGUGUCAACCCCAUUCUUUAUGCCUUCCUCUCUGAAAACUUCAGAAAAGCCUGCAAGCAGGUCUUCACGUGCCGCUUCUUUUACUCUCCUCCGCCCGUGGAGAAAGUGGUGCGCAUUCGCAUGGAGAACUUCUCCAUGACACAUUCCACCACUAACAUGUGA